Ictalurus punctatus (channel catfish) is the source of this 4124-nucleotide messenger RNA. RefSeq names its product CKLF-like MARVEL transmembrane domain containing 4 (gene cmtm4). The transcript is spliced from 5 exons. The record is from RefSeq and is a predicted model, not a curated record. Gene Ontology annotation, cellular component: membrane. Lineage: Eukaryota; Metazoa; Chordata; Actinopteri; Siluriformes; Ictaluridae. Bases 445 to 1059 code for a protein of 204 amino acids.
GCAGGUUUUACACACACACACACACUCCGGCCUUCUGGCCUCCUUACAUUCCCCGAAGCUCGGGAGGAUUUACACACGGCGUGUUUUUGGAUUUUGUCCGGUUUCCGGUUUUGUGAGGAGUUUUUCCGGGACUGCGGCGCGCGUGCACACUGUGCAGAGCGGAGACACAAAAACAACAACAACACCAUCUCCACCGUCAUCUCCACCGUCAUCUCCACCAGCAGCAUCAGGUUCAGCAGCUCUUCCCCAGCGCAGUGUUGGUGAGAGAGAUGCCGCAGGCUUCAGUCUCCACAGUAACAUGGAGAUGAAAUUUACAACCCAGGAGCUUUCGAGGAACUGAAAACAUCUCCACCUCAUUUACAUCUAAUUUACACACAGCUACAGCUUUACAACUCCAGCCUCUGAGUCAGCGUCUCUGCACGCUGUUUAACGGUGAAAGUCAGGAUGAGGAGCAGCGAGGAGGCAGAAGGCUUCGACGGCGAGGCCUCCAACACGGCGAUGGUGUCGGGGGCGAGCAGUCCGUAUCAGCCCACCACGGAACCCGUCCUCUCCCGCAGUGUGUUCAGGAGCAUGAGCUGGAACACACACUACCUCACGUCACAGCUCGGCAUCCUGAAGAUCAUCGAAGCGGUUCUGUCCCUCAUUGCGUUUAUCUGCAUUGAGACAGUGAUGAUGUGUUCCCCAUGCGCUGGAGUUUAUCUGUUUGAGUUUGUGAGCUGCAGCUCCUUCGUGGUGACGGGACUCUUACUCCUGAUCUUCAUCCUCAACCUCCACAGCAAACUCACUCCGAUCAACUGGGGCUUAGUGGACCUGAUUAACGCUGUGUGCUGCACACUGUUCUUCUUCAUCGCCUCGGUGGUGUUAGCGGCGUUCAACCACAAGAGUGGAGCAGAAAUCGCUGCCGUGAUCUUCGGCUUCGUGGUGACGUUGGUGUACGGUGUGAACACGGGUGUGUGUGUGAAACUGUGGCGUUUAGGAGACCAGCGCCCCCUACAGACCAGCGAGUACACACGCGCCAGGACGGCCUCGCGUGGCGAAGUGGAGACACGACCCGAAUAACUAACACACACACAACACACACACACACACACACACACACAACACAACACACACACACACAACACAACACACACACACACACAACACAACACACACACACACAUACACACACACACAACACACAUUAAACACACACACACACAACACACAUUAAACACACACACACAAACACUUCUUGCUCCCCUGAUGUGUAUAUUUAUGGUUAAUUAUGAAGUUGUAUAAUUAUUGUACUACUUUAUUAUCAUGCUGGUAUUUAUAAACUACACACACUACACUACACACACUACACAUUAUACACAAUACACCUUACACACUACACAUUAUACACUUUACACACUACACACACUACACUUUAUACACUUUACACACACUACACAUUACACACUACACAUUAUACACUUCACACACUACACACACUACACUUUAUACACUUUACACACACUACACAUUACACACUACACAUUAUACACUUCACACACUACACCUUACAAACUACACAUUACACACACUACACCUUACACACUACACACUACACAUUACACACACAUACAAACAGUAUACAAACUACACACUAUAAACUACACACUAUAAACUACACACUAUACAGAGUUGAUACGACAUUAAAUGUGGACCAAACGUGUUUUAUAGCCGAUUUAUAAACAUUAAUGUGGAAUUAAUUCUGAAGGGGUUGUGUGUGUGUGUGUGUGUGUGUGUGUGUGUGUGUGUGUGUGUUUAUACUUCACCCCAAAAUGUAUUAUUUUUUAUAUUUCCAAGUUUUAAAUUCUGCUCUUACGGUGUUCCAUUUCUGUAUUUAGCCAUUUAUACUCGAGCUAAUUUCUAACACAGUCCAGUCAUGAGUGUUAGUGAUUAAUCAUCAUCAUCUGUGCUAGGCCCUAGUGUUUCAGCUAGCUCUGAGCGUUGCGCUAGUCAGUAGAGUUUCAGCUAGCUCUGAGCGUUGCGCUAGUCAGUAGAGUUUCAGCUAGCUCUGAGCGUUGCGCUAGUCAGUAGAGUUUCAGCUAGCCCUGAGCGUUGCGCUAGUCAGUAGAGUUUCAGCUAGCUCUGAGCGUUGCGCUAGUCAGUAGUGUUUCAGCUAGCUCUGAGCGUUGCGCUAGUCAGUAGUGUUUCAGCUAGCUCUGAGCGUUGCGCUAGUCAGUAGUGUUUCAGCUAGCCCUGAGCGUUGCGCUAGUCAGUAGAGUUUCAGCUAGCUCUGAGCGUUGCGCUAGUCAGUAGUGUUUCAGCUAGCUCUGAGCGUUGCGCUAGUCAGUAGUGUUUCAGCUAGCUCUGAGCGUUGCGCUAGUCAGUAGAGUUUCAGCUAGCUCUGAGCGUUGCGCUAGUCAGUAGAGUUUCAGCUAGCUCUGAGCGUUGCGCUAGUGUUUGAAUCACCAGCAUUUAUUUAUUAAUACUCAUGAUUAUCUGCUAGUCUGUACUGUGUGGAAUCAUUUUUCAUUCUGUGCUAUUAAGGGCUAGUUGCUAGUGUUUAUGCUAGUCACACAUGGGCUAUUAGCUGGUUUCUGUGCAUUAGUGAGGGGUAGUCAGGAUCUGUGUGGGUAGUUAGCAUUUGGGCUAUUCGCACAUUACAAUAAAGAAUACAAAAUACAAAAUAAAUAAAACUCCAAUGUAAAUAAAACAUGACGUAAGCCGAAUCUACAGAAAAUAACAUGAUAUUAAUUUAAAUAAUUUAAUAACCAACUGAAAAACCUUUUGUUUUGGGGGUUUUGUUUGUUUUUAUUUUGAAAUUUGGACCAGACUCUGUAAAAGUUCUUUAACUGUAGUGUGUUAAUUUAUCUUUAAAAUGUUCUUUUGGUAGUGAUUUUAUAUUUAACAUCUUUGUGUGUGUGUGUGUGUGAGAGAGAGAGAGUGAAUGAUGAUGAUGUUCAGAUUUCAGUCUAUUUAUAAAUACGUUUGAUUUAUUCUGUGUGAUAACAUCAGUGUUGCAGUGUUUGUUACCCCUCUCUGUAGGGCCUAGUACUCUUCUGUCCCCUUGUACACGGUUUUAUAGAUUUUAAAGCAAUGACAUUUAGUUUAAAAUGACUCAGUCGGCGUUAACUCAUGCUGAACGUUAUCUCUGUGACAGAAACAAAAUUAUUUUGGAAAAGUAACGUGUAAUCAUUUACUGAGAUUUAAAGUGAAGAUUUGAUGCUAAUAAUUGAGUCUCAGAUGGUGUGUUUUGCGCUAGUUGCUAAUGAUCGAGGUUAGCAGCGAUUCUGAUUAGCCGCUAGCUGUGAUUAGCCUGCUAUACAUAGAGAAAUGGGCGGAGCCAUCAUGUUAUCCGAAAUGUACAAAAUCGUUGAUUGUAAAUGAUGCUAAUUAGGAGUGAAAAUCUGUUAGCAUUUAGGUACUCGCUAGCAUAUUUACUUAAGUCAUAGACAUCAGGCCUAGUCGCUAGCGCUUUAACUAGUUAUUAGCAUCUGAGCUACCUGAACAUAAAUUGGGAUAAAUUAUAAAAAUGAAAAAAAUUCAGUGAAAUAAAAGAACAGCAUGAGAUAAAAAAGAGGUGAUUUAAAAUCUUAAACUUUAAUGUUUGAUUUCUGCACCACAGACAUUCGGGUACUACAAAGAGUGUAGUGUGUGUGUGUGAGUGUGUAGUGUGUGUAGUGAGAGUGUAGUGUAAGUGUGGUGUCAGUGUGUGAUUUGAGACGGAGCCUGAAUUCAGCGUAAUAAUUUAAAUAUUUUAAGGAACACUGCGAAUAUUUUGAAGGACAAUCGAAGGACUAUUUUAAUGAAGGUUUAAUUUCUCUACAACAGCACUGUGUGUGUGUGUGUGUGUGUGUGUGUGUGUGUGUGUGAUUUUCUCUCUCUGGUUGUGCUUUAUUACUCUGAUUGUGUAAUGAAACACUCCUCCUCUAUAAUAAUGAUAGAUGAAUAUGGGAUUGUAAUUGUACGGAUGAUUAUUUAUCCCGUUGUAGUCGAGGGUUAAUAAUCCGACACUGUGAUUGGUUAAACAGGAACACAGCCGCUCUCAGAUCUGUAUUUUUAUAUUUAUGGAGCUGUGUCGAUUUACAGAAACUAAUUUUUACACAAAUUCUGUGUUCAUUUGUGAAAUGAAUAAAUUUGGACUGAACGCA